Molecule: messenger RNA, 13446 nt
Organism: Peromyscus californicus insignis
Lineage: Eukaryota; Metazoa; Chordata; Mammalia; Rodentia; Cricetidae
Product: zinc finger protein Pegasus-like
Exons: 4
Coding region: 1074-2099 (341 amino acids)
Biological process (GO): regulation of transcription by RNA polymerase II
Molecular function (GO): RNA polymerase II cis-regulatory region sequence-specific DNA binding; DNA-binding transcription factor activity
Source: RefSeq, a predicted model, not a curated record
CUUCUUUUAGGGACUUCCAUUUAAACAGGCACAAACACACAAUUAACAGUUUCCAUACCCUCCCCAAACCCCCAGGAAAUGAUGGAAAGUAAUUUUAACAAAAGGUGUAAACAACGAAGACAAAAACAAAAAGAAUAGAGGGGCAUCGGACACAUUCACGGUACUUUUAGAGGCUGUAAGCAAAAUGGGAGCUGGCUGAGUUAGAGAGGUGGAGAGAGGACUCAUAAGUCUAUAAACAUUUCUCGAUGGAGAAUCAAGAAGCGAGGCGAUGAGCACCCAGGGGAUGGGAGAAGGCGGCAGACAGGCAAGGUCAGGAACAGGAGGGGUUCAAAGCUGGUACGCAGCACGGUCCAUCCCUGCUUUCCUCUCUCUCCAUUGGUGACCCCCCGCUGCUAAGCCCCACGCAGGUCCACCGUGGGCAAGACGGGGCUCUGCACCAAGCCUCCAGAGCCUGGGAUGCUGCUGGGAGCCGUGGAAGGCGAGAGAACUAAGUGAUCGGGGCUGGAAAGGCAGAUAAAGUCCAGCGAUGACCAACGCAGUGUGCCCGUCCGCCACAUUUCCCCGUGGAGCCGGCCACCACCAUGCCCGCACACGUGCACGGCAUGUGGCCUGCAAUAGGUGUGGCGUGGCAUCGUCGUCAUCGUCCGGCCCCGCCCCCUCCUAAUAACUCUCGCGAGACUUGGGUCUGCCGGAGCUGGGAAGAAGCCAAUAUGGUGGGCACAGGCUGAGCGGGGCCAGGCCUUGGGAGCUCCUCUGCGCGUGUCUCAGGAGGAUUCCCCCGGGCUCCCGACGCUGUCCCUGGGGUGGGGGGCGGCAGAAGGGUGAAGCGACCCGGGGUGGGCAGCCCGAGGAGAACCCGGGGACGUCGUUGUCGUGAAGGCCGGCCUCCGGGAGGAGGCGGACGGAAGUAGGCCCGAGAGGAAGUGACUUCCGUCCACGGGCAGGAGCGGAAGCAGCGGGGCAGCAGGUGGAGGGAGCGCCUGAGCGGGCCGGGCGCUGAGCGGUGGGACCUGGCGGGGCCGGCCCGAGGCCCCGGAGACCCCGGGGAGGCCCUGGACGGGACCCCGGUGCUGAUGCUGGGCGACCUGGAAAGGACCUGGGACGGGAAGCGGCAGUGCCCGUACUGCGGCUACGCCAGCGAGCGGACGGAGCGGCUGGUGGAGCACACCCGCGUGCACACGGGCGAGAAGCCGCACCGCUGCCGCCUCUGCCCCUUCGCCUCGGCCUACGAGCGCUACCUCGAGGCCCACAUGCGCUCGCACACCGGGGAGAAGCCGUACAAGUGCGAGCUGUGCGCCUAUCGCUGCAACUACAGAAGCAACCUGGCCCACCAUCGACGGCGCAGGCACAAGCUCUUGCCGCUGACCGCGCCCCGGGCCUCCUUCACCGGCAUGAAAACGUGGGGGAGCCCGCAGGGUAAAAGCCACGUGGAGGAGGGCAAACGAGGGCUGCUCAUCGCCUUAGGUCCACCUUCCGUGGUCCUUCAGAAACCGGACCACCCCGGUGAUUUUACGCACAAGGUCCCGAGUGUUCGGAACGACUUCUACGGCAGUAUGGGUAAAGCCAAUGUGUGCGGGCUGCCGAGGGACCCCGAAGAGCUCUUGCUUGUGGACAGUCCUUUGAAUCAGAUGUCUACUCUCGCAGGACUCUUGUCUAGGUUGCCACCUGAAAACCAAAACCUGGCCUCCCCUGACGGAGACUCCAGCCUGGAGGAAAAUCUUUUCAUGAUUCAACAGCCCUCUGCCCAAGGGAGGACCCCACAGAGCUCCCCCAUAGUCCUGGAGCCUCAACUCCCACCAUUUAGUCAGAGGGACUGCAGUCCAUUUGCAGGGCCCAGCAGCCAGCCGAGUGGCCGCACUAGCACCUCCAUCUUUGGAAACAGCCAGCCAAGCACUCCGGCCCUAACCUUGCCGAUGGAGGACCCUCAGCUGCUGUACCAUUGCCAGCACUGUGACACGUACUUUGCAGACAAUGUCCUUUACACUAUUCACAUGGGAUGCCAUGGGUAUGACAAUCCUUUUCAGUGUAACAUAUGUGGACACAAUUGUAAAAACAAGUACGAUUUUGCCUGUCAUUUUGCAAGAGGCCAACAUAACUAGAGCCGAGAACAACCAACCUUAUCUUUACCCAGUUUAGCCUUUGGGGGUGAUUAUAGUUUGCUUUUGGUUACUCCUGGUAGGGCAUUUUCUAAUUUAAAGCUUAUUGUAAGAUAUAAAUUUGAUGGUGGAAACUGCUGCCCUCCUGCAUUCACCUUCUCUCCCCCCCUGCAUUCACCUUCUCUCCCCCAUCCCCUCCCCCCCUUUUUUUUUAUAAAUUUGAUCUGAUCAAGGUUAUUUAGACACUAGAAUAUUUACCUCUUUUCUUUCAACAAGUCGUGUGAGAAUUGAAGUCCAAUCAUAAUCUUACCAGGUGUUUAGUUAACUUUUUCCCUAUUUAUGGCCAUUUAGGCUUUAAAGAUUGUUCAUACUCUUAGUAUUUCUAAUAUUCAUUGCACUUAGAUAUUAUUUCUGUCGUAUUUCAAAAUAGUAGAAUAAUUUUGCUUCUAUAAAGCUGAUAGACCCUAUUUCUAUCCUGAUAAUAACUUUGAAGUUGCCAUUAGUUGAAGUAUUGACUAGUUCCUAUACUUAAGUUGGAGUAGUAGUUUCCUUUCAACUGCAAACAGUAAGGUUGUCUCAGUGUAGUAACUUUUUUUUUCUGCAUAGGGAAUAUUAAAGAAUUUUUUUUAAAGUUAUAAAAAUAGGUGAAAGUUGUGAAAAGAAAUGAAACACAGGACCAAGUUUCCUUUAGCCUAAAUUGUUCUCACUUUAAAAUACCUAUGGAGUCAUUGUCUAAUUUAGAUAUGUUAAUAACCCAUUGAGCUGCUUAUGCUUCAAGUUUAUUUUUUAAAACCAGAGGAAAAGGUAACAGUAUUUUUGUGCAGUGUGUGCAAUUUCAGUUUCUCAGUUAAAUUCUUCAUUGAGAUGUGACUGGUGUUUGUUGAGAUUGGUAACUGUAGUUUCCCAUUCUUUUGAUGACCAAAAAAAAAGAGGUACAAUGGAAUUCAUGCAUUUUAAAUUGUAGCCAUUCUCCAGGCCCUUUCAAGGCAGUGAGUGACCUUACCAGUGCCUGAACUAUGAACUUCAGGCCUUUAGGACAGUGUAGAUUAAGUUAUCACUGCUGCCAUGUUUGUGCAACUUUGAUACAGCAGCCACAAAAGCUUCCUGCAGGCUUCUGGGAAAAUCUGAUUUUCUACUUUCUGUGUUUCUUACUGAGAAUGAGACUCUUCUUCUGAGCAGGCACACUAAAGCUGAGCUGACCUGCUUCCUGGGUAUUCCUCGUUUGGCCUCUACGAAUGCUGCUGACAAACUGAAGGCACAGGAUGAGCCCCAGCCCUGGGUUACACUGCCUGGGCACCAAGGGCCCAUAGAGUCCAUGAUAAUCAUUCCUCUAUUGCAGGCCCCACCCUGACUGGAGGAGGCUCCCUAGUGUGGAGACAUCAGGUAGGUUCUCCUGUCUUGUAGCAGCAGCAGUAGAGCUUAUUCCAGGGAGGUACUCACAGAAGAGAUGAGCUGGUAGUCCUGCCUUCUAUUCCACAGACCACAUUUAUAUUGGCAGCCCUCAAUUCUAGGUACAUACAGCACAGCAGGCGCCUGCUGCCCCAUUCCCUUCACCGCCCAGAGCCAGGCUAGGAAUGGCUUCUUUCCGGCCUCUUUUCCACCUCAGGUGGGCUUCUGUGAGCUCUGACUUCAGUGUUUAAUGACCACAUCUGUGCCCCUUUUAUGACCUGACAGAGCCUGGCCCAUUCAAGCUCCUUAGUCUCCAGGGCUUCCAAGGAGCCCUCUAAUGGGAACUGUGGAGUUAAUAGCUACUGAUUUCUUUAGAAUUUUUCAUUGAAUUCUUAACACAUGUUAUGGGACUGAAUGGUGUCUCACUCAAAUUCUUAUGUUGAAAUUCCCUGAGCUUAAGAACAUGGUUGUAUUUGGACAUAAAGUCUUUAGAGGACCCAGGUCAGUUGAGGUCACAUGGAUGAGUUCUAAUCUGAUAUGACUGAUAUCCCUAUGAGAAGGAGAUUGGGACACAGAUCUGCACAGAUGCUUGGCCAGGGAAGAAAGGCAGAGGCUGACUAACAGCUGUAAGCCAAGGGCAGAGGUUCUUGGAAGGGACUAGACUUCCCUGCAUUUUGUUGUCUGGUUUCUAGUCCCCAGAACUAUGAAGAAGUACAUGUCUGAGUUAAAGCAUCCUGGGCUAUAGCAGUAAAUUGCUAAGGCAGCCCAGCAAGCUUAUGAAGUCUACCAGUGUCUGUCUUUGUUUCAUGUUUGGUUUUGUUUGUUUUGAGUCAGGGUCUCACUAUGUAGUCUUGGCUGGCCUGGAACUCACUGUGCAUACCUGCUUGCCCUGUAGCUCAUAGAGAUCCCUUUGCCUUUGUCUUCCUAGUACGGGGAUUAAAGGUGUGUGCUGUUUUCUUUUUUAAGGAAGAAAACUUCCUAAGGAGGCAGAGGCACAGAGGAGAAGGAAACAUGAGUUCCAGGACCGUGUGUUUUAUAACUCGGUGCAGUGAGAGAGUGAUUUCCUGGGUUUACCUAGUUCUUCAUGUAUUGGGUUUUGUUUAUUAGUACUUCCUUUGGAAUGUAGCACAGCAUCUACUUUACCUUCUCUGGUAGAUUGCUACCUGCCUGAUAGUACUAAGUACAUUUUCCUUAGCUGCUUUGGUGAUGUAUUACAUGAUCAGUGCCAAAUAAGCUGUUGAGUAAGAUUGAGUGGACUCACAAGCUGGACCAGGUUGUUGAGGGAUGCUGAAUUUCUUCACCCACAUAACCCCACUGUUGGUCCUUAGCACUGAGGUCAAUUAAAUGAGGAAAGUGACAUUUAAGAAAUUGAGUCACAUUUAAAGCAUUAAAGUCUCUUAUUUUUAUACUUAAAUUUAUCUACCAUAGUAAAAAAUAAUUAAGUCAAAGAAUCCACUUUCACUACCAUUUAUACUUCAGGGUGGAGAAUUGAUCCGAACUAGGCCCUCUGAAUGUGGGUGACAGUUGUGUGGCUUGGGCAGUUUGUGGGGCCCCUGGCAGUUGGACCAUCAUUUAUCCCUAGUGCAUGAUCUGGCUUUUUGGAGCCCAUUCCCUAUGGAGGGACACCUAGCUCAGCCUUGAUGCAGCAGGGAGGGGCUUGGUUCUGCCUCAACUUGAUAUGCCAGAUGUUGACUCCCAUGGGAGCCUUACCAUCUCUGAGGAGUGGAUGGGGGGUGAGAUGGGGGAGGAACUGAACGAGGGGACACUGUGGUUGGUAUGUAAAAUGAAAAAAAAUUUUUUUAAAUUAAAAAUAAAAAGAUUCUGCUGACUGUAAUGGCUGACAUUUGCCUUUGAAGGCUGAUUCCCUCCUAGUCUUUCUGCUCUGUGGGUUGGUCUGUGAGAUCCACUGCUCCUCCACUCAUGGCCCCUUCUGCAGCUCACCAGACUCUUUAACAGAUUGUGUGCUGAGUCACAGACCUGCCUCCAGCCCUGAGUUCACAUGAACCUGACUGACUUCCCAGCCCCUGGGUAUGAAAUUGUUCACUGAACAUCCCCACCAUAUUCCUUCUAAUGCCUCAAGCCCCCCUUGCCCAGAGUAUCAUUGCCUAAACUUGCUUGUACAUUUUUCCAUUGCUGAUGUUUAUUCCCUUCCUUCCUCUCUCUCUUUCCACCCCUCUUUAUUUUUAAAACAAGAUCUUAAACUGUAGCCCAGGCUGACCAGGAACUGAGGGUAAUCCUACUUCAGUCUGCAAUUACCUCAUCGUGCUGGAAUUACAGGCAUGAACCACCACAUCCCGCCCAUUACUGUCUCUUUCAGAUGCCAGUUACCAGAGACCAACUCACCCCAGUACAUGAAUCCCAUGCUCUGCUUUCUUCCACCUCACAUCUUGCCACUCAGCAAGGCUUAUUCAUUUUACUUCUUUCAUAUUGAAAAUUCAGAAUACUCAAAAAUGUAGUUUGUUUCCCUAGUGCUAAGACAUGUAAAUCAACAGAAAACAGUGUGAAACAUGACAAAGACAUGGUUGAAAGUCAGAGCAAGUAAACACAUUUGUAGGCAGUUGGCUGGAAAGUAAAGCUUGUGCUGGGCAACUGGCAAAGGACCCCAUCAAUUCUUCAAAAUGCAUCUCUUUUAACUAAGUAUCCUAUCUUUUAGAAAUUUGUAAAGUAAAGUAACUAGAGAAAUGCAAGUGUUUCCAUUUUGGUUUACUAGGUUUUCAUAAGCACUAAAAGACCAUAAAUAUCAAUCCCAAACAGCCUAAAGUGAGGGAUUUGUUUAAUGCACUAUGUUAAAAUUGUAAGUUUUGGCACCCCUAAUGGUUAUGCAAGGUGUGUGUUUACCAGCUCCAGUAAACCCCACUUGUAUUUUACAUGCAAAGAAAGGUUGUGAAACUGUAUAGAUGAUGAACACACUUGAUAUAAAUAUGCAAGACCAGCUGGAAAAUGGAGGUGAUCUUGUAGAGAAUAAAUUCUUUUCGUGCAUCUUCUGUAUUUGCUCAUUCUUUCCCCUAACAAGAACUCCUAACAGGGAGACGCUUUAUUUAUUUAUUUAAUUAUUUACUUAUUCAUUCAUUCAAGGUACUGGGGUUCUUAUGGGUCCUGAGCUCUUAGGGGUCCUGAGCUCUUUCCUGUAGUGCUGGAGACUGAACCUAGGACCUUGUAAGUGCUAGACUAUUGCUGCACUCCAAAGCUGCUGCACACCAAAAAAUACAUAUUUUAUGUGCAUAUAUGUGUGCCCGAGUGUGUGUACGUGCACCACGUUUGUUCAGAAGCUCUUGGAGGUCAGAAGAGGCAUUGGAUUAUGUGGAACUGGAGUUACAGAUGGUUAGGAGCCAUCAUGUGGAUGCUGGGAACUCAUCCCAGGUCCUUGGCAAGACCAGUCAGCUCUCUUUAACUGCUGAGCUAUCUCUACAGCCUCAACACUGGGAUUUUUACAUACCAGGUACAAUUGCCCAUUCCUGAAGGCUUCAGGGAUUUUGUAGACUGACUGCUUUCUUUUCUUGCUAUAUAUGUCCUGACCUUUCACAAAACAACUCACUCAUACUUUUCUUUUGCACAGGUUGGAGUGGUACCACAAAGCUCUAGGUGAACCUGACUCUUCCAUGUGGGGGUCUUGAGGUUGCACUCUGUGGCUUCCUGGGAAUCUGCUCUUACACUGAAAAGCUAGGGCAGCGUUGUAGAGGCAGGCCUGGCCCCUUUCCUGCCUCCUGCCCAAAGCUCUGUGUCUCCUGAUCUGUCCCUAUCUUGCUGCUGCUGUGUAUUCUUGUGUGUUUACUCAGCGGCUGCUCUCAGUAGGACUCCUAGAGACGUCUGACUCAGAGCUUCAGGCAACCUCACAGGGAAUCCAUCCUUGGCUCCUGCUGUUCACCUUUGACUCUGUCUUCUUGGCAGCCCUCCUGCUAAGCCUCUUUGGGCUCCUCUACCACUACAGCUCUUGAGCCCUUCCAAGCAACUACAAGAAUAGGUAACAGUUUAUUAAAAAUUGAUUAAGAGACAAGAAGGAGCCAGGGCUCCAAUAUCCCCUUACAUGCACACCCCACUGUAUCUCCUCCUAGUUGAUCCGUCUUCCUGAAGUUUCCACCAUCUCCCAAUAGCAGGGUACCAAUCUUUCAACACAUGAACAUUUCGAGGUCUAAAUCAUAACAAAGUCAUGUCAAAAAUACGAUGUUAACAUCUUAGCAGUCCUUAUGUGCCGCUUUGCCUGCGUCUACAGUUACAAACACGUUUCUAAAUUUAGUGUGACAAAACCGUCUCCAUGCUUUCAUAGAUGUUUCCCCACAUUUGUGUGUAAUCCUACAAACUACACGUUUUUAGUUUGCUUAACAAAACAUACUAUUAUUGUGUGUAUUAUAGGACUAGUUUUUUUUCUGAAUAGAGAAUUCCUGAGAUUUUGUUGUGUUGAUGUAUAUAGCUGUAUUAUGUUCGGGGUAUAAGAUAACAUCAUUUGAAUAUAUCUGUAUUACUUAUAAUUUUACUAUUGAAGAACAUUUGUAUUAUUUUUAGAUUUUUAAGCUUUUUCUGUUAGUAAAAAUUAUGUGUGUGCAUAUACACGUGUGUGUGUGUGUGUGCGUGUGUGCAUGUGUGUGUGUUGUGUGUGUGUCUAAGUCAGAGAACAACUUAUGGAGUGCUCUGUACCUAGUAUGGCAUGGCCGUUGCCCACAUGAACUCACAGUUGCUGAUUAUCUGUACUAGACUUGCACAAGAUCGGGUCUAUUACCUUCCAUCAUGGAGGGAAGAAGGGACUCAUGAGGCCUCGCCCUUCCCUGAGGAUGAGCAGUUAACAGUUGCUGGGGGAGGGGAGGGGCUCACAAGGCCUCACUUCUCUCUGAGGAUCUUCAGGCUAGCUACUGAUUGGCGGAAAGAAAUAUUCUUUACUGGUAUAGCCACUGGUGAGUUACCUAUGCUGUUGGAAAUAACCCCAUCUGUGCUCAUGUAAACAGUCUCAACACUCACUGGACCAUAAAUGAAGGAAGAGGGGAAAGGAGGGAGAAAGAAGGGAGGUAUGAGAAUAGAAGUGGGACUAGCUGGUAAGAGGGAUGGGGAGCUGGUCACACUACUGCCUUCAGACAGAACAGUGAGCACAUGCACGCUAGUUCUCAGCCCAACUGCUCCUACCUCCACAGCACAAGCUCCCCUCCCCUGGGGACUGUCCCCAGUCUAAGAGGCUAACCUUAGUCUAGACAACCCCUCACAGGUAUGCCCAAGUGACAGUUGACAACACUUGUCCAUCACGGUCUUUGUGUCUUAUUUCAAAGAACAUUUCCUAACCUCAAGGUCAUGAACAACUUCCAUAUUUAAUGUUUUGAAAUCUUGCCUUUCACAUUAAAGCUUUAAUUUAGCAAGUAAAUAUGAACAGGGAAAGAUAAACCAAUUAAAGUGAUAAAGAUUCAUUUCAGAAGUUUGGUUGCAUGUUCUUAGAUGACCAAAGUCCCAAGUCAGUCUGUGACUUGGUUUGGCAGUAAAGUGGACUUAGAUAGCCAUAGAAAGAUAACUGCUUUCAGUUCUUUUAAUUCUGUGGUGUUUUCCUACAUUUCCAGCUUUUUUUGUGUGUGUGUGAGAGGGUCGAGUUCUACAUAGCCCUGACUAUUCUGGAACUCGCUAUGUAGACCAGGCUGGUCUCACAGAAAGCCUCCUGAGUGCUGAGAUGAAAGAAGCCCUGUAUGAAGAGGCACUAAUGGAGCCUAUAAGAGGGUGAAAGAGUGCUUCAGGUCGUGGGUGCAUGGCUCCCUGAGAAAGGAGAAGGCUGGAGACCCAUGUGGCUGCUGCUUGCACUGAGAACAGAAAAGAUGCCUGGACAAUCCACUGACCUGUUCAUGAGUGCCCAUGAAUCCAUUCACCUUCUUACUGUAUUCCACUUUCCCAUCAAAGAGCUGAAAUGGAUAAAAAGAGACUGACCUGGGUUCUAACUGGUACCCCAGGAUGGUGGCAGAGCUUGGAUGGCAGUGUGAAUAUUCAUGGCCUCCAGGCCCCAGCCAGCACUCCACCCAUGCUUUGAGUGAAGCAUUAUUUGAAAUCUUCUACAGAGAGACAUCUCACUUCAGGCUGUGAGCACUGCAACACAAAGUCUACACAUGAGCAUGAAGAAAAGCACCGAGUUCCCGAUUUCUUUCACAAAAUACCAGCUGCAGAAGAAAGAGAAUCUGCUUUGAAAUGACAGCUUUACGUUCUUGCAUUGUGCCUGUCUCCACAAUGAGGAUGCUCACUUCUAAUAUUUAACUUACAGCUGGUAAGGGAAAAUAGCUUUGAACUAUUUUUAAGGAUUGUGCCAAAUACUUAGAGAUUCAAAGGCAGAGAAAAUUAUCGUUUUCCUCAGCUGAUUCGCUCUUCUUGUAUUAUUGUCUAGUUUCUUCACAUUUGAGCAAAGAUGCUUGAAAAGAAAAGUUGUGUGUGUGUGUGUGUUUGUGUGUGUUAUGUGUGCUUGUGUGUAUUUUUUUUGUGUGUGACUUGUGUAUGUUUGUGUUUGUGUGUGUUAAUGUGUUGUGUGUUUUGUAUGUUUGUGUAUAUGGGCUGUAUGUGCUUGUGUUGUGUGUAUAUGUGUGUUGUGUGUAUAUGUUGUGUGUUUGUGAAUUUGAGUGAGGGUGGUUGUCUGUGUUAUAUGUGUAUGUUGUGUGUGUGUGUUGUACCUGUGUUUGUGUGUUGUGUGUUUGUAUGUGUAUGUUGGAUGUUUGUGUAUUUGCCUGUGUGGGGGUGGUUGUGUGUGUUGUAUGUGUAUGUUGUGUGUGUUGUACUUGUGUUGGUGUGUGUUAUAUGUGUGUUGGUGUGUGUUGUAUGUGUGUGUGUUGUGUAUAUGUGGGGUUAUGUAUGGUGUGUGUAGGUUUGUGUGGUUUUGUGUGUGCUGUGUGUGUUUUAUGUGUGUUGGGGGUUAUACGUGUUAUGUGUAGGUUUGUAUGUGGGUUUUAUGUGUUUCUGUGUAUGCCGUGUGUGUUUUAUAUGUGUUGGGGGAUUAUGUGUAUUGUGUAUAGGUUUGUGUGUGUGUUGUGGAUAUAUAUCUACUUGCUUCCCCACUGUUUAUAUUAAAAAUCCAAACCAGAACCAAUGUGUCUGAUUUUCAGUUUGACUCUCUUGACUGUUCCUCUCAUGUGCAGAUAUGAAUUAAUCAGAACAUCAAGACUCAACUCUCCUUACCUCAGGGAAUUCUGAAAAGCAAAAAGACAAAAGCAAAUCUCUAGAGUGGUGAGCGUAUUUCUUCCACAUGUCAGCUGUGUGGCGUGGACAGAUAGGUUCAGCUCUUCAUGCCUCUGUCUCCCCAUCCGCAAAGUGAAGUGUAAUCAUAUUCAUCUCACAGACCCCUCAUGAGAAUUGAGACAGUGUGUGGUCAGCUCACAUGAUGCUGGCUACAGUCAGAGUGCCCCACCUCCUCCCCUGUCUUCUCUUCCUUUCUCCUGAGGCUCCUCUGUUUAGUCCUUUUAUUGAGUUUUUGUUGUUGGCAAACAAACUCUCCCAAGAUGUUUUGAAUUCUAGGACAAUCCUUGUUUCUUGGCCUUAGUUUUUGUGAUUUUUUUUUCAGAAGGCAGCCCCUUUUCUCUGGAUUCUGCCUUCUCAGUUUUCUGCACUGGCAUCUUUCUGGUUUACUAACUCUAAAAUGUAUUUUUUUGGGAUAAGUUUGUAUGUAAACAGUGGGCAGUUGAAGUCACUGGGCAUCUAUUUCACAGGAGGUGGGGGAUGGGACAGGGAGGGUUCAAAGGAGCAGUGGGUGUCUUUUCAUCUCUUUUUAAUGUUCAGAGCCACACCCUUCUCUAUCGGAUUAUGUGAGCCUGAGAUCAGCCCGAUUUUACUGUUUAGCAGAUAGUUUAUGUCACCUUUACUUCACUCUGGAUGGAAAGCUGGAGGAAGAGCUCUGGAGACUGUGCUCUUCCUGGGUCAAGUGGGGUGUGACUAGGCUGGCAGGUGAGAUGAAUUCCAGGUUGGAUCGCUGGUCUGAGGUUCACUCAAGAAAUAUUUAGGUGCCACACUGCCCCCAGGGACACUAACAAAGCACCACAGGCCAGGUGGCUCACAAUGAUGUAUUUAUUCUCUUGGAAUUCGGAGACAAGAUAACCAAAUACAGCACCAGCAGGUUCAUGUCCCAGCUUCCAGUGCUAUUAAGCAUCUUUGGAAGUCCUUAGCUUCCAACUGUGUUAAUUCUGCUCUCUCAGGUUCUAUCUCUGUAGUAGUUGUGAUGUCUUUGCACUGUGUCUGUCUUCAAAUGGAGGACUUCUCUGUGUGUCUGUCCUUCCUGUGACGUCUUCCCUGUGUGUGUCUGAAUUUUCAUUCCGUGUUCUUCCUUUGUCUGCAUCUUCACAUGGUGCUUUCCACACUGCCUGUCCACCUGUGGAGCACUCCCCACGGUGUCUGUCUUCACAUCAUGUCUUUCCUCUAAAUGCUCCUGGCUCUCUGUGUCUUCUCAUCUCUUAAUGGCAGCAGUCCUCUGGGGUGAGGGACCACUCCGUUCCAAUACAACUUCAUCUCAGCUUGCCUCUUAAUUAUAUAUGCUUGCUUUCACAGGUACUAGGGGCAGGGUCUUUGGUAUAUCUUUUUGGGGAACACAGUUAACUGAGUGUUCUGAUCUGGUCUGCAGGCUGACAACCUAUGGGGAGAGAGUGAGAUGGAGGUUGCUGCAGUGGAGGCCCACAGCUGCAGCUUUGAGAAGGAUAAAGAUUCAGCUCACAACUGUGUGGUGUUGGUCUCUCAUCUUCCUAGACUACAAGGGACAGGUUGGAUCUCUUCCACUUAUGUAAAGCAUUGUGUAUUCCAUGCCUGUUACCUUGUGUCACAUCCAAAUCUUCACAUCCUGAGUCCGAGCUACCUGUGUCCUCUCCAAUUUACCCUUUUAUUGAUGAUUGAGACACACAGGGCUGCUCGCCUUUCUUGAGGCUGACAUCUCCAGCCCUUGGCCUCUGCCACUUUCAGCUAUUAAUGCUCUUGGUCUCAGGCUGAUACUCCAAGAUGCUUCCUGACAUGUCCUCCAUGAUUACCCCAUGUGAAGCAACUCUACAGAGGAAUGAAAUAUGUGCAAUUCAUUCAGCACCCCGUCUAAGCACAUGUCAUUUGUCUUGCAGAACCCUUGGUGUAGGAAAUGGUGUCCUUUUUCUUCUCUCUCUUUUAGUUACUUAAUAAAGUCCCAGGGAUUUAAAUCAGAUCCAAUGAAACCUCACAUGCACAAAUGGACCCUCCAUGGCCAAACAGAAGAAACACUGUCAUUGACAUCAUAAGACAGUGCCAUUUGAAAGACUACUGAAGGAACUACCUGAUGAAAACAAUGGCAUUCGUGCCACAGGGUCCCCAGUGCUGCCAUUGGUGGUUCACCUAAGCUGCUUUGAACAUUCAUCAUUUGGCAUUCAUCAUUUCUAGUCUCUUGGCCAGCAGAGGAUCUUAGAAAACUUGGUGAAGCAGCUUCAGGAAGGGGCAACUCAAGAGAGUAUCCUAAGGGAAGGGUCUCUCACUGUGCAGGCAUCCUGUCAGGUGGGAACACCCUGUCGAUGCCAUAUCACCUGUGUGUGCUCCAUGACAGUGUGAGAAGACAAUUGGACUCUGUGCACCCCAUUCUCUUUUGUCCUCUUCAACUGUCUUUGGGAUCCCCCAUGGGCUGCUCCAUUACUGUAAUGACUUUUACUCUUGAAGGUGAAAUUUCUAGUCAAGAGCGCAGAUCUGCAUGGAUCAUUGAACAUCUGCAAUGUCCAGCGGUGAAAAACCCAGCAGGGCAGGGGUGAUCUCAGACAGAUCGAUGUGUCUGUGCUUCUUCCAGCCUUUCUCAACAGCCAUCUUCUCCUGAAAGCUAUGUGAGUCAGAAACUGAGAUGUGGAGAGCCGGGUUCAUUUCUCCCAAGCCAAGUUAGACAUUUUUCUUUCACUCUUCUUUGCAUAACUCGAGGAUUCACCACGACUUAACUGAUUGGAGUACAGAACAGAAUUUCUUUCUGUACAUAAAGAAAAUUCCCUUCUUACAAGCCCCUCUGGUCUAGGGAUGCUUUGUGGCACUCUGCCUU